CGUCACCCGGGAGCGCUGAGAAGCCGGGCUGUGGCGCCGUGGUGAAGGAGCCUUACAGACAGUAUGUCUCAUCUACCGAUGAAACUCCUGCGCAAGAAGAUCGAGAAGCGGAACCUCAAGCUGCGGCAGCGAAACCUAAAGCUCCAGGGGGCCUCCGACGUCAGGCUCUCAGAAACUCAAAAUGGAGAUGUGUCUGAAGAAACACUGGGAGGUGGAAAAGUUAAAAAAUCCCUAAAACAGUCUAAUAAUGUGGGCCUGCCAGAAGCCCAAAAUGGAGAUAUAUGUAAAGAAACAGUGGGAGGUGGGAAAAAAAAAUCACUAAAACAGUCUAUGAAUGUGAGUUCAUCAGAAGCCCAAAAUGGAGAUAUAUCUAAAGAAACAGUAGAAAAUGUAAAAGUUAAAAAAUCCCCCAAGAAAUCUACCGUAUUAACCAAUGGGGAAGCAGCAACACAGCCUCCUAAUUCAGAAUUAAAAAAGAAGAAGAAGAAGAAGAAGAGAAAAAUGGUGGAUGAUGCUGGGCCUGAUACCAAAAAAGCAAAAACUGAAGACAAAGGGGAAUCUGAAGAAGGCGCCCAGGCUCCUGAACAAACAGAAAACAGCGUGGAGAAGCCAGGUGAUGAGGAGGAUGACAGUGAAGUGCCCAGCCUGCCCCUGGGACUAACAGGAGCUUUUGAAGAUACUUCAUUUGCUUCUCUGACUAAUCUUGUCAAUGAAAACACUCUAAAGGCAAUAAAAGAAAUGGGCUUUACAAACAUGACUGAAAUUCAGCAUAAAAGUAUCAGACCACUUCUGGAAGGCAGGGAUCUUCUGGCUGCUGCAAAAACAGGCAGUGGCAAAACCCUGGCAUUUCUCAUCCCUGCAGUUGAACUCAUUGUUAAGUUAAAGUUCAUGCCCAGAAAUGGAACAGGAGUCCUUAUUCUCUCACCUACGAGGGAACUGGCCAUGCAGACUUUUGGUGUUCUCAAGGAGCUAAUGACACACCAUGUUCAUACAUAUGGAUUAAUAAUGGGGGGCAGUAACAGAUCUGCUGAAGCACAGAAACUUGCUAAUGGGAUCAACAUUAUUGUGGCCACACCAGGCCGUCUCCUGGACCAUAUGCAGAAUACCCCAGGGUUUAUGUAUAAAAACCUUCAAUGUCUGGUUAUUGAUGAGGCUGACCGUAUCUUGGAUGUUGGGUUUGAAGAGGAAUUAAAACAAAUUAUUAAACUUCUGCCAACACGCAGACAGACCAUGCUCUUUUCUGCCACACAAACCCGAAAAGUUGAAGACCUGGCAAGGAUUUCUCUGAAAAAGGAGCCGUUGUAUGUUGGUGUUGAUGAUGAUAAAACUAAUGCAACAGUGGAUGGUCUUGAGCAGGGAUAUGUUGUUUGUCCCUCUGAGAAGAGAUUCCUCCUACUCUUUACAUUCCUUAAGAAGAACCGAAAGAAAAAACUAAUGGUCUUCUUUUCAUCCUGUAUGUCUGUGAAAUACCACUACGAAUUGCUGAACUACAUCGAUUUGCCUGUCUUGGCCAUUCAUGGAAAGCAGAAGCAAAAUAAGCGCACUACCACGUUCUUCCAGUUCUGCAAUGCAGAUUCAGGGAUAUUGUUGUGUACAGAUGUGGCAGCUAGAGGGCUGGAUAUUCCUGAAGUUGACUGGAUUGUUCAGUAUGACCCUCCAGAUGACCCCAAGGAGUACAUUCAUCGUGUGGGUAGAACAGCCAGAGGCCUAAAUGGAAGAGGGCAUGCCUUGCUCAUUUUGCGCCCCGAAGAAUUGGGUUUCCUUCGUUACUUGAAGCAAUCCAAGGUUCCAUUAAGUGAAUUUGAGUUUUCCUGGUCCAAAAUUUCUGACAUUCAGUCUCAGCUUGAAAAAUUGAUUGAAAAGAACUACUUCCUUCAUAAGUCAGCCCAGGAAGCAUAUAAGUCAUACAUUCGAGCAUAUGAUUCCCACUCUCUGAAACAGAUCUUUAAUGUUAAUAACUUAAAUUUACCUCAAGUUGCUCUGUCAUUUGGUUUCAAGGUGCCUCCUUUUGUUGAUCUGAACGUGAACAGCAAUGAAGGCAAGCUUAGAAAGAGAGGAGGCGGUGGUGGAUUCGGCUACCAGAAAGCCAAGAAAGUCGAGAAGUCUAUAAUCUUCAAACACAUCAGCAAGAAAUCCUCCGACAGCAGGCAAUUCUCUCACUGAAGACACUCCUUUCAUCGUGAAUAGCUUUGUCCUGAAAUGGAUUUUUUCUCUUUGCUCUAACAAAGGAAUGUUUGUAACUGUAGGAUCUGGUGGCCUGCUCUGACGAGGGUAUAAGUGAACUUGGGUUGCAAGCACUAAGACUCUUAUUCCCAGCGAGUCAGUCUUAUUUCAGGAAUAUAAAACAGUCCAGUUUUUCUUGAUUGCCCAAGGGCAAAGCAAGGGAUCUUUUUGGUCUUUGUUAUGAUGAUAGAACAUUUUAAGUUUAAAUCUUUUUCCCCCCAAAUUUGUCAUUGUUUUAGUAUAAUUCUUUUUGUGCCUUUCCUUCCUGGAGUCUGGAGAUCUUUGCGGCACGGAUUGCUGUGCAGCCUGCUGUAGAAGGCAGGUGACCGAGUCCACCACGCAGGUGGUGGUGCUGGUGGCAGUGCAGAAAGUUGUCUCGGUUUAUGUUUUGGUUUUGGUUGUUUCUUGGAUCUUAACAGUAGUUCUUGACCCCUGCUGAAAAUGCUGCCAUGUCACGGGGCAGACAGCUUUGGGAGAUAGCUAAGAUGCACGUUCGGUUAAAGGCGGCAUCAGUUUUUAUAUACUAGAUUUUUUAUGCCAGAUUUUAAAACAGUGAGCAUUUCUUGGUUUUGUUUUUUUCAAGAUCAAGAAAUGUGGGUUAUCUGUCAUUGUUAUUUGGAUAAAGCACCCCUAGCAAUCCUAACAUUUGAGUGGGGGGCAAGAAUCAGAUUUUUGAGCCUCAUUUACACCAAUAUAGGCAUAAUAAUCUGUUUUCCAUUUGGUAACUUGGUAAAGACUUUAAAAAAAGAAUAGGCACAGAGAGUGGUGACACUCCUCAUUCAGCCUUGGUUCAAGUGGUUUAGAUUUGGGUGAGCCCUCCCAACUCUGCAGAGUACUUCGAAGGCAAGGCCGACUCGUAGCAGAUUUAAAGCCAGGCCAUCCAACAGUGCCGAGCGCACAUAAAGUUCGUAUCUUUUUGAGAAAAAUUACCUCUUCCAGAUCCAUGAAACAAAAAUAGAUGUAUAGUGAAAAUCGGAAAUGAACCGAGGUCAGAAAGAGCAGCACAGAGAGUGGUUUAGUCAGAUGGGGAUUUUUGUUAUAGGAGCUGUUGAUUUCUAGUGUGUUUUACAUUUUAUGCUUUCUAGUGUAUUUUAUAACUACAAAGUGGUAUUACAUUUUGUAGCAAUUCAAAACCAAAGUGCUAGCAUCGUUUUGCUAUUGUGCCAGUUAAUAUUUAUAGACUCCUAAGUACACCGAGAACAUCAAGUUAGAGGAAACAGUCUAAUAAAUAGCAUUUCAGUAGGAAAAGGAACGAUGUUCUGCACGUGGGCACGAGCACUGUCACCCUAGCUGGGCCUGUCCUGGGUUUCAGACCUCAACUGCUGGACUCCUCGUGAUUAAUUACUGUUUCUCUAUCCAGUAACUUGUUUUUCUCUUGUUUUAGAAAUAAUCGUGUUUCAAAAAAUAUACAAAAGCAAAAGGAAGAAUAUUUAAUUACUGAACAGAAAUAAAUAAUGUUGAUAUUUUGGUAUAUAACCUUCCAGUGUUUUGUAUACAUACUUUUUAAUUUUUUUAUUAAGUGAAGUCAUCCUCUACCCACUAUUUGUAACCAGCUUGUUGCAUAACAUGUCACUUGCCCGUGUCAUUAAAAAAUUACAUGAGUUUUGUAUUUCA
Diceros bicornis minor is the source of this 3837-nucleotide messenger RNA. RefSeq names its product DEAD-box helicase 18 (gene DDX18). Gene Ontology annotation, molecular function: nucleic acid binding; RNA helicase activity; ATP binding. The coding region runs from base 64 to 2163 and encodes 699 amino acids. The record is from RefSeq and is a predicted model, not a curated record. Gene Ontology annotation, biological process: maturation of LSU-rRNA from tricistronic rRNA transcript (SSU-rRNA, 5.8S rRNA, LSU-rRNA). Lineage: Eukaryota; Metazoa; Chordata; Mammalia; Perissodactyla; Rhinocerotidae. Gene Ontology annotation, cellular component: nucleolus. The transcript has 14 exons.